AUGAGCGACGUACGGAAACAGUACGAAGAAUUCGACGCGCCCGCGAAGAAAGGCAGCGAAGUUGCAGACGACGCCAGUAGUCCGGAGAGCAUUCCAGAGAUCGACCGGCCACCUCUUAGGAAGAUCGACCACUACAUCCGACCAGAAAUACCAUGCCUCACCAAAAGAAUCACAGUAGCGUUCCUCAGUUGUAUGGGCUUCAUCAUCAUGUUUGGCAUGAGGACGAGUAUGAGUUUUGUCAAAGUGGAAUUGAACAAUACGUGGACGAAUGAAACUUUGGCAGCGGUUGAUUCUGCUAUUUUUUGGGGUUACUUUGUGACCCAGAUACCAGGAGGUUUGAUAGCGGCGGCCUAUCCCGCAAAUGUGUUGUUUGGAGCCGCUAUAGGAUCUUCCUGCAUCCUGAAUCUUUGUAUUCCAGCUGUAUACGAGAAUCCAAACUUCCUUAUAGUCGUUAAAAUCCUACAGGGUUUAGUGGAGGGAGUCACUUAUCCAGCAUGCCACGGCAUAAUGAGGCACUGGGCUCCACCUCUAGAAAGAUCACGCCUAGCAACUCUGGCCUUCAGUGGAUGUUACGCCGGCGUUAUGUUCUCGAUGCCUAUAUCUGGGGCGUUAAUAGGAGCCUUUGGACCUCUGUCUCCUUUCUACUUUUAUGGAGUAGUGGGGAUUCUGUGGUACCUGUCGUGGAUCUGGUUAGUAUUCGAGAAACCCGCAUAUCAUACCUGUAUCGAAGCAAAAGAACUGAUGUUUAUACAAACGUCCUUAGGAGACUCCCAAAUGACGUACGAAGCACCCACGCUUCGAAACACCCCUUGGAAAGCCUUCUUUACGUCGAUGCCGUGCUACGCCAUAUUCGUGGCGAAUUUUUGCAGAUCCUGGAAUUUUUACCUACUUGUUAUCUUUCAAGCGAUAUACUUUAGAGACGCCUUCGGGACUGGGUUGACAGAGAACGCGCUGCUUGGGCCCCUUCCUCACUUUUUCAUGACAGUGGUGGUACAGACUGGGGGGAUUCUGGCUGAUAAACUACGAAAAAAUGGAAUUUUAACCACGACUCAAGUUAGGAAGCUGUUCAACUGUGGAGGGUUUGGAAUGGAAGCAACCUUCUUCCUGAUAAUGGCUUACUCGAAUACAGUAACUCAAGGAAUGACGGCUCUAUCGAUCGGAGUGGCCUUUAGUGGUUUUGCCAUUUCCGGAUUCAAUGUCAACCACCUGGACAUUGCCCCCAAGUAUGCCAGUAUUCUAAUGGGCAUUUCUAAUGGCAUCGGAACCAUAGCUGGUUGUAUAUGUCCACAAGUGGUGCACAAAAUAGUGCCAAUGGAUGAUGGACAAGGCUCUCAUGUCCAAUCAAAAAAGCAGGAGUGGAAGAUAGUAUUCAUUAUAUCAGCCUUAAUACACUACGUCGGUAUAAUAUUCUACGGCAUAUUCGCAUCUGGCGAGCUGCAACCAUGGGCUGAUUCAAGUUUGGAAGAAAAAAAACAAUGGAACCAGAUGAACGAAGCUAUGUCGGUCAGGAAAUCGCCAUCCAAGAAUAACGGCUUACUGCAAAGACAGCCAAGCGGCGCCAUAACAAACUACGGAGCCAUGGAGACGCCAUUGGAGAGCAAACCACCAAGACCAACCCCACCGCCACGCCUGUACUCCCAGGAGGCCCCAACUGCUCCUUCAGAGCCAUACCCGGCUCAAUCACCUCAUCCCGCGCCAAUUGUUUCCUCAGGCAACCCCUUCAGGUCAUCCUCGAACCCAUUCCGGCAGGAACCUGUGCAGCCUAUUGCUCAGGACACCUACAUGCACGGUACCAUCGACGAUCGAACUUAUUAA
Molecule: messenger RNA, 1815 nt
Organism: Anoplophora glabripennis (Asian longhorned beetle)
Lineage: Eukaryota; Metazoa; Arthropoda; Insecta; Coleoptera; Cerambycidae
Gene: VGlut
Product: vesicular glutamate transporter 1
Exons: 9
Coding region: 1-1815 (604 amino acids)
Biological process (GO): monoatomic anion transport; neurotransmitter loading into synaptic vesicle; regulation of synapse structure or activity
Cellular component (GO): synaptic vesicle membrane; excitatory synapse
Molecular function (GO): L-glutamate transmembrane transporter activity; neurotransmitter transmembrane transporter activity
Source: RefSeq, a predicted model, not a curated record